GAUACGUUCAAGGUUCGGCAAGCCAAUGAGUAUCAACUUAUAUAUACAAACCCUGAACACGACUCUGCAGACCAUCGCAACACAAGUGGAGGUAUUCGCUGGCGUUGCCCUGAAAGCAGCCGUCAACGUUCGCAGGGAGCUGGAGAGUCUGACCGAGGACUGGCACUGGCAGAACAGCCUAAUCGAGUUUACCGACUUGCAGGCCACGUUGCUGAAGGUAUUGCUGGUGCUGUUGGCGGGAACGUGUAUCCUGAACGCCGGGUCCUGGUCAGUCUACGGCGAAGUCAUCACCGAGAAAUUUGUCAGGCCAAGUACGCUCAAGGAAAUCGAAGAGCUUAAAUUGUCUGUCGCCAAAUUGAAGUUGCCCAAGGAACACUCUCCCCGAAUAUAGACAUGUCGAAGAUCAAGA
This is a messenger RNA of Drosophila persimilis, 409 nucleotides long. RefSeq lists its product as uncharacterized. The transcript is spliced from 2 exons. The coding region runs from base 26 to 391 and encodes 121 amino acids. The record is from RefSeq and is a predicted model, not a curated record. Lineage: Eukaryota; Metazoa; Arthropoda; Insecta; Diptera; Drosophilidae.